Molecule: messenger RNA, 1621 nt
Organism: Ostrinia furnacalis (Asian corn borer)
Lineage: Eukaryota; Metazoa; Arthropoda; Insecta; Lepidoptera; Crambidae
Gene: Fbxl7
Product: F-box and leucine-rich repeat protein 7
Exons: 8
Coding region: 350-1621 (423 amino acids)
Biological process (GO): SCF-dependent proteasomal ubiquitin-dependent protein catabolic process
Cellular component (GO): SCF ubiquitin ligase complex
Molecular function (GO): protein binding
Source: RefSeq, a predicted model, not a curated record
GCGCUGGCGCAGGAGAAACCGUGCGUUUUGCAUCCACCACUCAGUUCAGUUGUAAAGUUGCUUUUGGGGUCAUCAAACGCUAUAUGACAAACUCGCCACCAAAACGCGACCAGAUUUGACAGUUACACAUAGUAUUUAGAUUCCAGAUUCACUUACAUUCAAUUUCAGUGCAGUGAUCCGAAGUGUUUUUGAAUUAUCCCGUGCAGUGAAACUAUGAGUGCUCAGUGAUAAUGUUCCGUUUCAAAGUGUUGGAUAUGGGAGGUGUUGUGUGCACUUGAAAAUGUGGGAGACCAUUUGCUACGGAAAGUCAGUGAGGAAAAAGGGCCCCAGCUUAUAGGGCCACGGCACCAUGUCCAGUGGCAGCUGUUCGGGCCCCGGGGUGUGUGGGGGGGCGCGUCGCAGGCCCCCCCCUCCCCCGGAGCCUGCCAUCUCCCUCGCCGCUGAUCUGAGUGAGCUAAGCCUGGACCAAGGCUACCACACGCUAGCUGACUGCGGGCCGCCUAGAAGACGAAGGGAUAACACCCUCAGCGAUGCUCUGUGGCUGAAGAUUUUGUCUUAUCUUGAGGUAUCAGACCUCUGUCGGAUGUCCCGCGUGUGCCGACGUUGGGCCAGGCUGGUAGCGCGGCUCAGCACACGGCCAGAAGUAUGGCGGCGGGUCAGGACCGCCGGCCCUUUGGAGAUCGCGGCAAGAUGCGCCGGCGCAAGAGCCGGCCCGUGCGUUAGCGCUGUGAGGGAGUGGCGGACGAAGGCUUGCCCGGUGUCAAUAGCAGGUGCUCAGUUCCUAGCGUCUACCUUCAGGAACCUGACGCAUCUAGCAGUGACCGGGUCGGGCAGCAUGGACGCCAGGAGUCUGGCGCCCCUGGUCACCGACUUGGUAGACCUUAGGCAUCUGGACCUUACUGGUUGUCCAAACGUGGACUGGCCCGAGUGGGGUUGGUUAGAAAGCCGCCUAGCGACCCGACGGCCGCCGACCGAGUACAUAGACCUGACGGACUGCGGCUCUGUGACCGACGCCGGGCUAUGCGCGUUACUACACACUUGCCCUUCAUUGCAGUACCUGUAUUUACGAAGGUGUACCCUAGUCACAGAUGCGGGAGUCCGGUGGAUACCCUCGUACUGUGCGCUGAAAGAGCUCAGCGUGUCGGACUGUACCGGCGUCACGGACUUCGGACUCUACGAGCUGGCCAAACUAGGGCCCGCGCUCAGAUAUCUUUCUGUGGCGAAGUGUACUCAGGUAUCGGACUCCGGCAUUAGAACGCUCGCCCGUCGCUGCUACAAGCUGCGCUACCUCAACGCGAGGGGUUGUGGAGCCUUGGGCGAUGAUGGUGUGGAGGCCGUGGCCAGGGGCUGUUCCCGGCUAAGGGCAUUGGACCUGGGGGCCACUGACGUGUCUGAAGCUGGGCUGCAGAUCCUCGCUCGAUGCUGUCCCAACCUCAAGAAGCUGGCCCUCCGCGGGUGCGAGCUGGUAGGAGACGACGGACUGGAGGCAGUAGCUUACUACUGCCGUGGAUUGACUCAGUUAAAUAUCCAGGAUACCCCGGUCACUCUCAGAGGGUACCGCUCCGUCAAGAAGUACUGUAAGAGAUGCGUCAUUGAGCAUACGAAUCCUGGGUUCUGUUGA